Molecule: messenger RNA, 760 nt
Organism: Guyanagaster necrorhizus
Lineage: Eukaryota; Fungi; Basidiomycota; Agaricomycetes; Agaricales; Physalacriaceae
Exons: 5
Coding region: 314-727 (137 amino acids)
Source: RefSeq, a predicted model, not a curated record
UUGAACUGCAAUUGUACGCGCAUCAGCCAUCUUCAGCUUUUUUCUUUCACGUCCAGAAAUGCUUUCGCCGGCAUUUGCACGUUUCUGGGCCAUAUUGUUUGGAUUACGACUGCUUGAGGAGAGCAUAACCACUGAAAGCGCUCAGCUCAUCAUCGGGACUUUCCCGGUCACAUGCCCGACACGUUCCGAACCUCAAGGCCUCAACAUCGACGUCGAACCUAUCAUGGCCUCUCUUCUGCUCCGACCUGCAUCAAUAUCAAGGACCAAUGCUUUGGUCUGUCGUUCUCGCUUGCUCUCGACGACGAGAGUAGUCAUGAAUGAGACACCUGUCGGCAUUCCUCAAAAGAAACCUGUAGGAGGAUUCCGCGGCGGAAUUGUCGGCUUUCUCUUUGGUUUCUCUUUGGCUUCUUCGUUCGCGGCGUAUCACCUACUAGAGGAGUUCAAGCAAGCAUCGGCAGCUCUUCAAGUUAGCGUGGAGCAGCUGCAGUUAAGCACCGAAGCCGUCACCGCACAGGUCAGGCGAAUUGAGGCUGUUGAGAAGGACUUGAAAGCACUGUCGGAUGCCUCUGCGUCCAAGGAGGACAUCUCAAGGGUUCGCGCCGAGUUGAAAAAGCUUUACGGCGGUCUUCAUGUUGAAUUUUUGGACUUGCGUACACACGUGUGGGGUAUUCAACAAGACUUACACUCGUUAUCAAAGAAAGAGUCGACUUCUGUUCGUACAGUGUAGUAAAGAACCUAUAGAAUUUUUGGCAUUCUCUUC